Symbiodinium sp. CCMP2456 is the source of this 1307-nucleotide messenger RNA. The record is from the annotation of a GenBank genome assembly. NCBI's taxonomy places the organism in Eukaryota, Dinophyceae, Suessiales, Symbiodiniaceae.
GUCUGCAUGACAACGAGGACGUGCAGUUCUUCAAACGUCAAGUCCAGGAGGCGAACCCCGCUUCAGCUUCACCGCAACUUGGCGACAGGCGAAAGGAUCACCUGCGAUCGCAGCUUCUCGGCGGGGCACAAGGGUCCCUGUCGCGUCACGGGGACAUCCGGGCCUUUCGAGAGGUGACGGGCCAGGGUGGCGACUCGCCGCCGCAGUCCCGGAGCCCGGGCCGUCGUCGCAACUUCGUGCAGACAAAUCUACUCGACAGUCACGAGGAGGUGCGAUUUUUCCGAGAGGCCAUCAAAGCCCAGGCGAAGGAUCCUCGAGCUGCAGCAGCUACGCAGCCCAGCAGUGAAAAAGAGGAUCCACUACCUGCAGCUGGACUACGGGCUGUCGCAGACAGCAAGGACCCCCCGCCGGCAGCUACGAUGCAGGCUAGUGCGAAGAAAGAGGAUCCGUCACCUUCAGACACGCUUCGUCCCGCCGUCAGCAAGGACCCUCCAGUAGCUGCGGCGCAGUCCAGCACCAAGAAAGAGGAUCCUUCGCCAGCAGCUUCCCCGCAGCAGGGGGCCAAGGAUCCUCCAGUGGCAGCUGUGAUGCGGCCAAGCACAGGGAAGAUCCAGGAUCCUCCGACGGCAGCUUCUUCACAGCAGGCAGAAAAGGACCCUUCAGUCGCAGCUGCACUGCAGCCCAGCGCGAAGAAAGAGGAUCCUCCACGCGCGGCUUCCCAGCAGCAAGCUGCGAAGGAUCCUGCAGCACCGACUGCUAUGCAGCCGAGCACCAAGAAAGAGGAUCCUCCCAUUGCAGCUUUUGCACAGCAGGUUCCUGCACCAGCCGCAGCCGCAUUGCAGCCCAGCACGAAGAAAGAGGAUCCUCCACAUGCAGCUUCACCGCAGCAGGCUGGCAAGGAUCCGCCGACAGCCACUUCUCCACAGCAGGCGGCAAAGGUUCCUGCCCCAGCGGCAACUGCAUUGCAGCCCAGCACGGACAAAGAGGAUCCUCCACGUGCAGCUUCUCCACGGCAGGAUCCGCCGACAGCUACUUCUCCACAGCAGGCGGCAAAGGUUCCUGCCCCAGCGGCAGCUGCAUUGCCGCCCAGCACGAACAAAGAGGAACCUCCACGUGCAGCUUCUCCACGGCAGGCUGCCAAGGAUCCGCCGACAGCCACUUCUCCACAGCAGGCGGCAAAGGUUCCUGCCCCAGCGGCAGCUGCAUUGCAGCCCAGCACGGACAAAGAGGAUCCUCCACGUGCAGCUUCUCCACGGGAGGCUGCCAAGGCUGCCAAGGAUCCGCCGACAGCAGCUUCUCCACAGCAG